AUGGCAUCCGCUGAAAGUGUGGAAAUUAAACUAUUUUGGCUCGAGCAAUCACGUUCUCAGCGUAUACUUUGGCUUUUAGAGGAGCUCAAUCUACCAUAUGAACUUGAGAUAUUCCAUCGAGAUAAGAUAACCAGGCUAGCAGGGCCAGAACUCAAAAAAGUACAUGCUCUGGGCAAGUCUCCUGUAAUCUCUAUUAAAUCAUCAAGUUCGGAGCAGCCUUUGAUCAUAGCCGAGAGUGGAUUUAUAGUAGAAUAUCUAUUAGAUCAUUUUUCGAGAAACACCAAUCUAUCUCCAGUUCGAUACAGGGAAGGACAAGAAGGAAGGGUAGGCUGUGAGACAGAGGAAUGGAUAAGGUUCAGGUACUUUUUACAUUAUGCGGAGGGCAGUCUCAUGACCCUCAUGAUGCUUGGUGUUGUCACUCUUCAAAUAAAAAACGCGCCUGUUCCUUUCUUCCUAAAGCCCAUCACGCAUGUAAUAUCCAGCAAGGUCCAUUCUGGGUUUUUGGGACCAAAUUUUGAAACACAUUUUGGCUUCCUCGAGCAACAACUAAGUUCAGCCCCAAAUGGCGGUAAAUACCUGUGUGGGCCAAACCUGACCGGUGCCGAUAUUCUGAUGAGUUUCCCGCUCAUAGCUGCUAAGUCUAAAUCUUCUCUAACAGGUUUGACGGAGGCUAAGUAUCCCGUACUUAGCGCAUAUGUAGAUGAACUGGAGAAACAGCCCGGUUACAAAAAGGCGGUGGAAAAGAUAAUAGAAAUUGAAGGUAAAUUUGAGGCAAUCUUUUAG
Blumeria graminis f. sp. triticale is the source of this 783-nucleotide messenger RNA. Lineage: Eukaryota; Fungi; Ascomycota; Leotiomycetes; Helotiales; Erysiphaceae. The record is from the annotation of a GenBank genome assembly.